Patiria miniata (bat star) is the source of this 834-nucleotide messenger RNA. RefSeq lists its product as uncharacterized. The transcript has 4 exons. The coding region runs from base 1 to 834 and encodes 277 amino acids. NCBI's taxonomy places the organism in Eukaryota, Metazoa, Echinodermata, Asteroidea, Valvatida, Asterinidae. The record is from RefSeq and is a predicted model, not a curated record. Gene Ontology annotation, molecular function: protein binding. Gene Ontology annotation, biological process: signal transduction.
AUGCCGAGAAAGACCGUUCAGCAGUUGGAUGCAUACAUUAAGGCAACAGCCGUCGUGUGCGACCACUCCAACACCAAACUCAUCAGCAGGAAGACUAAAGUCAAACCAAGCAGGAAACAAGCUUUCCUGUCUGGACUGCAUUUCGGGAACACGUCUUCUGAUGCUUCCUAUGCAAAGAGGAGACCAUUGAAACGAUGGAUUCGAAGAGAAUCGAUGGGCACUCGCCAAAGUCAAAGUAAUACCGAAGACGUAAAACAGAAACUGCAUCUCUUUGUCCGGACUUCCCACUCAAAAAAAACCAAGACACUUUACUUUGAACUCCAUCCCGAGACAUCAGUCACAUCUCUCAAAGAAACAAUCCAGAAGAGAAUUGAUGUUGAGGCACGAUAUCAGCGUCUGUACAUCAGGAGAAACUUUCAGCUGUGUGACCUACUCACACUUGAGGAGAAUGGUGUCGGCAAGGAUGAAAUCAUCUCUCUCCAUCUUUCAGUAGAUGGUCCAAAUGAUGACAGUGUAACAAAAGACAAAGCCAACAUUGAUGAUGAGUACCUCAAGGACUUGUCUUCGAAAAGUGAAUCAUCAUGGAAGGAACUAGCUGAACAUCUAGGAUAUGAAGAAGCGGAAAUUGCAGACAUCCAAUCCAGCAACGAAGGCAGCAAUGAAGCUGGCCGUCACAUGCUACUCACUUGGUGGGAAAAAACGACAGAUCACGACGAAGCAGCUCAGAAACUGAGACUAGCAUUGGAGGCCAUUGGGUUGACUGAUUUGGCCCAACAUGUACCAGGUACGCUAGAAGUGAGGACCAAUUUUUUAAAUCACACCUCACGCAUUUGA